Molecule: messenger RNA, 2478 nt
Organism: Varanus komodoensis (Komodo dragon)
Lineage: Eukaryota; Metazoa; Chordata; Lepidosauria; Squamata; Varanidae
Product: vomeronasal type-2 receptor 26-like
Exons: 6
Coding region: 1-2478 (825 amino acids)
Biological process (GO): G protein-coupled receptor signaling pathway
Cellular component (GO): membrane
Molecular function (GO): G protein-coupled receptor activity
Source: RefSeq, a predicted model, not a curated record
AUGGCAUUGUUGGUGGCUCAUGGGAAGUGCAAGGCACCUGUUGGUAAAUGCAUCAUCCACAGUCCUCUUCCUAUCCUUCACAAGUAUCACCAGCCUGGAGACCUCAGCAUUACUGGCAUUAUUUCUCAAGUCUACAGGUUUUCAGAUCCAAUAAGCUUUGCUAAACAUCCUUCUCAGGAACUGCUUGAUGUGCUUGUCCAUUUCAGUCCGAGCUGGACCUACCUGGCCUCAAUGGAACUUCUCUCCACGUGGGGCAGAUUCAUCCCUAACUACAAGUGUAGUUUUGAGAGCAUCCCAGUAGCGGCUAUUGGAGGACCUGACAUUUGUCUCCACAUGGCAAACAUACUGUGCAUCUACAAAAUUCCACAGCUCACAUAUGGUUCUGCCCCAGUCUGGAAUGAUGAAACCCAAGCUGUCUUCUUCCGACCACUAUUUCCAAAUGCUGUCCAUCAGCACAGGGGUAUUCUCCAGUUACUGCUGCAUUUUGGGUGGACGUGGAUUGGAGUUCUUUUUGUGAAUGAUGACAAUGGAGAGAGGUUUGUACAUGAUGUGCUUCCCACAUUUUCUCACCGGGGUAUCUGCUUUGACUUCAUAGAAAGAUUCCCAACAGUGACUUUUUACAGUGACUUUCUCAAUAUGAUUAAUGAAGCUGUUAACUUGUACAAUGUUGUCAUGGUGAGCACAGCUCAUGUAACAGUCUUAUAUGGCGAAAUUAAGACAAUGAGUGUUUUAAGAAUGUUUCUCCAGUUAUCCGAAGUAGAAGACAUACCAUGGAAACCAAAAAUUUGGAUUAUGACAGCCCAAAUGGACUUCACCUCUAUUUCCAUACAUAAACACUGGGAUAUAAAUGUUCUUCAUGGUGCUCUAUCACUUGCAAUUAGCUCGAAGGAUGUGUCAGGGUUUGAGGAAUUUCUUGAAACUAGAAGUCUUUCCACAGCAAAACAAGAUGGUUUCAUCAGAAACUUCUGGGAACAGGCAUUUGAUUGUGUCUUCCCCAAUUUUGAAGGAAAUAAACAGUCUGAAAAAACCUGCACAGGGGAGGAGAAGAUUAAGAAUCUUCCUACAUCUGUUUUUGAAACAAGCAUGACUGUUCUCAGUUAUAGCAUCUACAAUGCUGUUCAUGCUGUGGUGCAUGCUUUGCAGUCCAUGCAGGUGUCCAAACCCAAGCAACGGACAGCUGUGCAUGGAGGGAAGCCAAAGACUCAGAGUCACAAAGCUUGGCAGCUUCACCACUUUCUCAGAAGUGUCUGCUUCAACAACACUGCAGGGGAUAAGAUUUCCUUUGACAAGAAUGGGGAGUUGAUAGCUGGAUUUGAUGUUAUCAAUUGGAUCACAUUCCCCAACCAGUCCUUUCUCCGAGUCAAAGUUGGAGGAGUUGACCCCAGGUCUACCCCUGGCAAAUUCUUCAGGAUUUCUGAGGAUUCCAUCACCUGGCCUAGCAAUUUUAAUCGGCAACCCCUUUCUUUGUGUAAUAACAAGUGUGAUGAAGGCUUUAGCAGGAAAGGGAAGGAAGGAAAGCCGUUCUGCUGCUAUGAUUGCCUCCCAUGCCCAGAAGGGAAGAUUUCCAACCGGAAGGACAUGAAUGAAUGUUUCCAGUGCCCCAAAGACCAUUAUCCAAACCAACAUAAGAAAUCAUGCAUUCCCAAGGCCACAAGCUUCCUGUCUUAUGCAGAACCUCUGGGAACAAGUCUGGCCACUUUUGCUCUUUCCUUUUCUUUUCUCACAGCUUUGAUAAUCAGGAUCUUCUGCAAGCACAAACACACUCCCAUUGUCAAAGCCAACAACUGGACCCUCACCUUCACUCUUCUGGUUUCACUUCUGCUCUCCUUCCUUUGUGCUUUUCUCUUCAUUGGCCAGCCUAACAAGCUGACCUGUCUCCUUCGACAAACUGCUUUUGCCAUCAUCUUCUCAGUUGCCAUUUCUUGUGUGUUGGCAAAAACAAUUACUGUCAUCCUUGCCUUUAUGGCCACCAAGCCAGGAUCUAGAAUGAGGAAAUGGAUGGGGAAAGAGCUAGCUCUUUCCAUUGCCUUUUCCUGCUCUCUGGUUCAGACCAUUCUUUGUACAGCAUGGUUGUCCACUGCUCCCCCAUUCCCAGAUUUGGACACACAUUCCUUGAGUAAAGAAAUUAUAUUGGAAUGUAAUGAAGGUUCAGUCAUGUUGUUCUACUCUGUCCUGGGUUACAUGGGCUUCCUGGCCAUUGUCAGUUUCAUGGUGGCCUUCCUAGCCAGAAAGAUACCUGACAGUUUCAAUGAAGCUAAAUGUAUCACCUUCAGCAUGCUGGUCUUCUGCAGUGUUUGGCUGACCUUUUUCCCAACCUAUCUGAGCACAAGUGGAAAAUACAUGGUGGUUGUGGAGAUCUUCUCCAUCUUGGCAUCCAGUGCUGGAUUGCUGGUUUGCAUCUUUUCUCCCACAUGUUAUAUUAUUAUGUUGAGACCUGAACUGAACAGCAAGGAGCAGUUAAUGAAGAAACUAAAGUGA